AUGUGCGAACCUGUGGUAUGUCCCACCAGCCAGCUUAGUGAAUUAUCAAUUGGCAUGUCGGAACCGAAUGUCUCUGAGCAUCAGAAAUUAACGCCCGGAAUGAUUAUGAUCACAGGACAUCAAGUGGAUAGAGAGCCGGAACCAUUUACUGCAAAUCUUAUGAUCUCACCAACGGCUGACAGAAAUCAUCCAUUAUUUAAGCAGUUCCUCGCCACUGUGAAGGAGUUAGAAAAGCAAAUGCUGUUUGAGUACCACACGUAA
Messenger RNA from Cylicostephanus goldi, 261 nucleotides. NCBI's taxonomy places the organism in Eukaryota, Metazoa, Nematoda, Chromadorea, Rhabditida, Strongylidae. The record is from the annotation of a GenBank genome assembly.